AUGGAUAGCCAAAUACCAAGUUCGACUAGCAAGACGAGUGACGGACAAAAGGUGCAGAGAAAACGCUUAAGACUAAGUUGUGGGGAAUGCAGGAAAAAGAAAGUAAGUUCAUACAGUACCACUCUCAGUCUCAUUAUGAUUACCUUGCCAAAGAUGUCGAUGCAUAAGCAGCAGCAAGCUCAAUUGCAAAUUGAUAGCGAAGAAGUUCAAAAACUCCGGUCCGAGGUGACGCAAUUGAGAGUACUGCUGUCUAAGAUUCAUUCCCAAAAUGAAGCCACUAUUGUGGCAGAGCCUGUGACUGCUACUGGUGUCUCUGAAAUAAGCUGCGGGCCGCUGUCAGACAAACGUUGCGAGGAGACUUAUGGAUCCAUUAUAACGACGGAUAAUAACCUUAUUCAUCCAAACGCAAGAACUCCUUCUAGCUACUACACCCAACACCAUCUUUUCCGUUUCUUUGAAGAGAUCCCUGAACUCUUUCCGUUCAUGAAAGAAACGCGUGAAGAAUUGUUGGAACCUCAUGGGGUUCGCAUUAAAAAGGACACAGCGGCUCGGAAUGAUUUGCGAGCUCAUGUUCAUUGUACGACAGAGUGCCAGUUGGAGGAUUUUCUUCCGGCAAAGGACGUAACAGAUUUUUUAGUACUUUCUUACCUUGAAAGUUUUGAGCAACUGCAUCGUAUCGUUCAUAUUCCUACUUUUAACAAAGAAUAUGCCAAGUUUUGGGUACCUGAUUCUACUCGUCAUUCUGCCAUGACGGCACUAAUUCUCUCUAUGAUAUCAAUCUCAAUAUGCAUUCCCGCCACCUACAACAGUCUUACACCUUCUCAUCACCAAAUAGCUCCGAGGCAGUGGAUCUCCGCGUGUGACAGAUGGUUAAGAGAGCAAAGUUCAAAUGGCCGUAAGCUUGUGCACUAUCAAAUCGGCUGUUUGUUGUAUCUCGCAAAACGAAUGCACAUGAUUAGGAAGAAAGAGUGGUUCAAGGAAACGAGUUCUUUGCUUCAAAAUGCAAUUAUGGAUGGACUACACCGAGACCCGACUUCAAGUGGCGAUACAAUCUUUACGCGAGAGAUGAAAAGACGAAUUUGGGCUGUUAUUCGCGAACUCGACUUGCAAAACUCGUUUGAGACUGGAAUACCAACUCUCCUGAACACAAUUGAUGCUAAAACUGGUACCCCUGGAGACAUUGAUGAUGACGAGUUUGACGAGACCUCGAAAAUACUUCUAAUCUCAGAUCCAUUCGACAAACAUACCCGAACAUCUUAUCAAAUUCAUAGCUCUCAGAGUUGGGGUUUACGUUUAGACGUAUCUCGUCGACUUUUUGCGACAGGAUCACCAAAAGUAUUGAGCUACGAUGAAGUCUUACAUUUAACCCAUCAAUUGACCCAGGAAAUUCACUCCCUCCCAGCUUGGGAUGAAGUCAAUUCAGGGGCAACAAGCCAUGCCUGUUAUCCUAUCCCCGCUAAUGCAUUCCUACAUUUCCAGCUUAUUGAAUGCUCAAGCAGUAUUAUCAUGAGCGAUUCCACUGCUAUCAUUAAUUUCCUCAAGCGAUGCCUUCCUACUAUGGGCAACAGAUAUCUGUAUGGAUUCGAUAAAGAGCCUUGGUGUUUUCUGACUAUGUCUACGGCUAUUUCAUUACUCAACAUACAUGCAGGGAAAGUUAGUCCAGAGACCGGCAAGCUCGAUAUUUCACAGAGUUUUUCGGAUCUACAUCACAAGCGUAUCGAGAACCAACGUCAUAUAUCCAUUUCUAUCCAGCAGGAUUCCAGUCCACGAAUAUCUGCAGAGCACAUUAAUUCCAGUGGACAAUCUGCUGCGUAUAAAGCCACAGAAUUUCCGGCUUUCUCGUGGUUGAACGAUUCUGAUUUUGAAAAUGAUGGUUUUGAUCUCGGAAUGGACCUAGAUAGCAUGUGGCAGUUUUAG
Messenger RNA from Botrytis fragariae, 1917 nucleotides. Its product is annotated as putative c6 zinc finger domain-containing protein. Gene Ontology annotation, biological process: DNA-templated transcription; regulation of transcription by RNA polymerase II. The transcript is spliced from 6 exons. The coding region runs from base 1 to 1917 and encodes 638 amino acids. Gene Ontology annotation, molecular function: RNA polymerase II cis-regulatory region sequence-specific DNA binding; DNA-binding transcription activator activity, RNA polymerase II-specific; zinc ion binding. Gene Ontology annotation, cellular component: nucleus. NCBI's taxonomy places the organism in Eukaryota, Fungi, Ascomycota, Leotiomycetes, Helotiales, Sclerotiniaceae. The record is from RefSeq and is a predicted model, not a curated record.